AUGUGGAUAGGGAGUAGAGCGUGCUGGGUGCUUGGCGUGCGUGAGCGCCAAGCCGCCAACACGAACGCACGCAGACGUGCAAUCGUCCUCGCGCACACUGCUCGAGAUGUCCGACAUUUAGCUCACGCGCAGGACCUCCCGUUCGAUCCCCUCUCACGCUCGCGAUGCCGCCGCCUGCCUCUCCGGUCGCUGCCGGGCGUCUCCGGCGCCUCCGCUACGCCGGCGACCCGGGCUCCUCUUCUGGUUUACGGUUUACCGCCGCCGCGAUUCGCUAUCGCACCCCUUCCACAACCCCGCGAAACCCUAGCCCCAUCGGUGCCGGCGCCGGCGCGGCGCCCGUUCACCCGCGCCUCCGGCUGCGCCUCCACGUCGAUCUCGGUCGACCACGCUGCCUCAGCGACCUCUUGGACCCCGCGCCCAGGUCCUUCUCAGCACCAUCAACCGCGAGCUGCUGAUGCCGUCGACCUUGGUCGCUCUGCACCCCACUCCAACGCGCUCGUCGACGUGCUGCCUCCCGUGGCGCUCUUCAGCAUCUCGCUGCUCGGGCCGUCGGUGAAACUAACGUUUUAUUAUACUCGGCUCCUGAUAUCCAAUUUGGAGACCUUGCUCUCCACUGCUGUUGCAAUAAUGCAAGUGAGAAAGAAGGAACAAAGACGUGCCUCAACUCUUAGCAUGCCAGAAGUUGUCCACUUGGUUGAUAUGAGAUCAUGCUUACCAAAAGCAAAAUUCAUGUUCCUGAUAUUAUUGUGAGUAUCCUUUGUGGGUUAACUAAUCUUACUCUGAAAAAAGGAGGCACGUUGAUUUCCUUCUGUGGGAUAGUGAUUACUUAUGUCAUUUUGAGUAUCUAAAUCUUUGUAUUCACAUUUUUUUCUUUUUCCAUGUUCUGCUCUUUUAAUGCUGACUAUCUUCGUUUGCAUGAUCUCAUAUAUACUCUUGCUCAACGUGAUGUACAUUGUAUCUCUGGAGAAAUAACUUACAACACUGGUUUCCUUCAAGUAGCCACACUGUAAGCCUUGGAUUAAUGUGAAUCAUCUAUACUCUUGCUUA
Messenger RNA from Lolium perenne, 1047 nucleotides. RefSeq lists its product as uncharacterized. Lineage: Eukaryota; Viridiplantae; Streptophyta; Magnoliopsida; Poales; Poaceae. The record is from RefSeq and is a predicted model, not a curated record.